AUAAGUUAUGAUAAAAUGUUUCCACAAGGUAUAAAUCAAAUUAAAGACAUUUUCCUUGGUUAGUAAAUAAAAGGAAACGAUACUAAACGCACUUUAUCAUUUUGAUCGCAACUCAUGAAGAUGGAGUUCGCCGGUUUUCAAGAUGUGAUUAUAAAGUGAUAUGAAGUUUAGGAGAAGAAAUCAAUAUGGCUCUCAAAUUGGGAAAAUGCAGGCUCUGCCUGAAGCUGGGCGACUUUUACUCAAUAUUUACCGUGGACAAUGCCCUACAGUUGGCGGAAAUGGUGAUGGAAUGCACGAGAGUCAAGGUAUAUGAAGGCGAUGGAUUGCCAGACAAAAUCUGUACCGAGUGUGUGCAGAAGCUAAGUAGCGCUUACAUAUUUAAGCAGCAGUGCGAGAGAGCUGAUCAAGAACUGAGGAGGAACUAUGUCCCACCACCAGGCUUCAGUAUCACCCCACCACCGCCUAACAGACAGAGCAGUGACUCUGCUUUCUCGACACAUACCGACACCUCCAACCAGCUGUCCAAGCCGCCGUCCUCCGCCGACCAGACUCCCAACAACAGGGGUCGCAAACGCAGCCGUAGUCGCAGCAUCGACGCCGCCUCUGUCGGCUCUCGAACACAAGACCUCCCCGCCAAACGCGUCCAAGAACUCAAAAACUCGCACAAAAAAAGACCUAGAGUUGACUCUCCUAACACAUCCUAUGCCGAUUCCGACUAUGAAUACGACAAUAGCGCCUCGCAAUUCUCUAUGGAAACCGAUUCGGAUGAACCACUGUUGGGUCCCUAUAAAUGUACAAAAUGUGACAAGGUUUUCACGAAAAUACGUAGUCGCGCGUCUCACAUGCGCAUUCAUACUCGAGAAGCGUUAGGACAGAACGCAGUCGUAGACAUACCUAGAGAUGACUAUGUGGAUGAGCCAACAGGUGAUGACUAUGUGGACACAUCUAGAGGUGAGGACGCUCUCGACGACGAGGACAAGUUGAGCUGUGAGAAGUGCGACAAAACAUUCAAGUUGAAAAUCAUGCUGAAGCGACACAUGUCCACAUGCACCGGGAGACCGCCGCCUCCGACGGUGUCGCCACAGAAAGAGCUGCUGAUAUCUCUCCAGCCGAUCGACCAAGUGCCGGUGGGGAAACUCGUGUGUGACAUCUGCACGGCGAGGUUCAAGACGUUGGACAGUCUGAGGAAGCACAUGCGGGUGAUCCACGCCGCCGUGCCGAAGAUCGAUACGAUAGUGCUGCCGAAAAACCCCGUGGCGAUACCUUGCAUGUUCUGUCGGAAGAUCUUCGAUGAUUAUUUCCUGCACACGGAACAUUUCAACAAGUGUCCUGAGAAAAGGCCUGUGACGAGUUACGAGUGUCCGAUGUGUGACAAGUCGAUAUCUCGUAUUCAGAACUACCUGAGCCACUUGCGGGGCAGCCACUUCGAGCAGAAGCUGCCGGUGCGCGAGCAGCAGCCGGAGUUCGCGUGCCGCCUGUGCCCCAAGAAGCUGGCCUCGCAGGACCUGCUCGUGUCGCAUCUGGCCGCACACAUGUCCACCAUUGAUAACGAAAAUGACGAUAAUUCCAGGGCCAGCACAGCAGAUGACGCGGUCUCAGACACCAGCUACCAGGGCUACAUGCCUCACGGGCCCAACAAGUGUCCCUAUUGCAUCAAAUCCUUCUCAUACAAAAAGGUCCUCGACAACCAUAUCGUCAAAGUUCAUUCCAAUGUCCCGGAACUGCCUUUAGAAGUCAAAGUGGAAGUCCCGCCCGAUAAGAAUCCUUCAACAAGUUUACUAACAGAAAAAUACGCAGCAAGCGAUUCGGAAUCUAGUCAAGAGGAAGCGGAGGACCUCACCUGCGAUAUUUGCGAGAAGAUGUUCUCCUACAAGCGGCUGCUGCUGCAGCACAAACGCACCAAACACAACAUGAGCUCCGGACACAAGCGAGCGAAGAUAAAUCUCAAAGACUGUUCUGUGCGUUGCCUCAUUUGCGACGUGGAGAUGAAAGUCAGCGCCGUUAAUGAGCACAAUCAGAAGCAUAUUACUGCCAACAUAAAGCCGAGGAACCUGUACACGUGUGCGCAGUGUGGAGAGAAGUUCAAGGCGUGCAGCGGUCUAGCGAACCACAUCAAGCUGAUCCACCGCUUGAAGCAGGUGCCGAAGCCGAAGGUGCCGAAGCUGCAGGGGGGGUCGGAGCUGGCGGAUUUUUGCGAGGUCGUUGUGACGAAGACGGAGCCCCUGGACGACAUCCAGAAUCACAACGGCACGGAGGUUCCGUCGACCGCGGCGCCACUAAUCAACCUGAGCGGGUUCACGUGCCCCAUCUGCGGUAAGACGCUGGGCACGCUCAUCUCGCUCAAGAGGCACGUCAACUGGCACUCCAACGUCGGCAACAACAUCGAGAGCAAGGUCGAGUGCUUCGUUUGUAAAGAGACAUUCCGCUUCAAACGUCACUACAGACUGCACAUGAGCUUGCACUACAAGGACCCCAACAUCGACCCGAAACACCUGACGUGUACCAUCUGCAAUCGCAAGAGUAAACAUCUGCGCGCCGCCCUCGCUCACAUGAACUUCCACAAGCAAACCCGAUUCCAAAACAAAGACUACCAGUGCUCCAUCUGCAAGCGAGUCUUCCAAUACAGAAAAGUGUACCUCUCCCACAUGGCGAUCCACUACAAGCGAGGUGAAAGCAUCCAGAACACUGUUGUCGGCGACAUCUUACCUGAAAACGCGGACAAAACCGCCUUCGAUGGAAGCCAUACUUGCCAUUUGUGCGGAAAGGUCUGCGACUCUGAAACCUCACUCAAAUGUCACGUCACCUGGCACAAGUCCAAAACGUCGCUCUUCGGUAAUAGACACGAAUGUCAUAUCUGUCAAGUCCAGUUCACCAAUAAGAGAAGAUUAGAAUAUCACAUUCGAGAACAUUAUGAGGAUGAAAACGGUCCGUACAAGUGCACUAUUUGCGGGAAAGGCUACAUCGACGAGGAAUAUUUCAAACGGCAUCUCAAAGGGCAUAAUUUUGAUAAUCAGUGUCACAAAAAGAGGAUAGAGAAAUUGAGAAAAGACAAGGUGAAGUGCCCCAUUUGUACUCGGUUCUAUCCGGAUCUGCUGCAUUUGAUUAGGCAUAUUAAACGGACGCAUCCGGAAAGUAAGAUGAUUAAAAACGAUCCUGACGCGCCUCCGCCCAUGUACUAUUCGUGCAAGUUGUGCGCCAAAGUGUUCGUGGACCAGCGCCGGCUGCAGUGCCACGAGGAAGCUCACCUGAGGAAGCCAGAGUUCUUCAAAUGCAAGUUCUGCGGCAAGAAAACGAUAUCCCUCAAAAGCCACAGGAUCCACAUCAAGGGGCAUUUGACGACCAAGUUCCUGGACAAUCCGCUGAAAUGCACGCAAUGCGACGACAUGUUUAUCAAGGGCUACGACCUGCACCACCACCUGCGCGACGCCCACAACAUCGAGGAGACCUGGAUCGCGGACCGCAAUGAGCAGGCUCUGACCGGCCCGCUCAAGGACCUGCAGUGUUCCGUGUGUCUCAAGAUCUUGGCCAGCAAGGGGAACUACGAGCGCCAUCUCGAUUACCACAACUCUCUGCGGUGCAACUAUUGCUUCGACUAUUUCAGCUCCCUGCGGUUCUUGGAGGGGCAUCUGGCAUUCAGUUGCGAUAAGAAGAAGUUGAUAGGCGACACCGAGCCCCAUCCGAGGAAAAUCAAAUGCAACGUUUGCUACAAAGCUUUCCACUUGCAAGUCAAGUUGGACUGCCACUUGCGAACUCAGCACGACAUCAAAGUCAACAAGGAGGCUUCCUCUGAAAGAAAAGACUUUGUGUGUGAUUAUUGCUUCAAGGUGUUCGAGAACGAGUAUUGCUUGAACACUCACAAAAUCUACCACCGCGUCAUCGGAUAUUACGGCUGCAUCUACUGUAACAGGAAAUUCAACACGUUGACGUUGUAUCGGAAGCAUAAGAAUCACCACUUCUCGCAACUGAAUGUCGACAAUCCUACCAAAUGCGAACAUUGCGACGAGACCUUCGUGGCCUUCCGCGAGAUGAUCAGCCACAUGAAGGAAGUCCACAACGACGACAAGGAGUGGGUGACGAUGCCCAAGGAAGUCAUAGAAGAGGAAUGCCCCAUCUGCAAGAAAGUUUUCUAUAAUCUGCACCGCCACUUGGAUUAUCACGAGGAAAAUAGGUGUAAGAAGUGCGGGGAAUACUUCUACUCGCGGACGGACUACGACAACCAUUUGUGCAGCAUUGAGAGUGAUGACGAGACCGCAGAGAGAUGCGACGGGAGUUUGGAGUCGCAGUACCAAGAGUGUACCUUCUGCUUCAAGCCGAUAACGCGGGUCAGUUCAGAGUUGAAGCAUGUGAAGAUACACAGGGGCUCGGGCUCCAUAUCCUGCCGCUUCUGCCCGCACAAGUUCAAAACGAUGGACGCUUUCAACAUCCACGCAUUCUCGCACCGAAGUAGGAAAUACAAUAAGAAGCCAAUAAAGUGCCGGAAAUGCAACGAGCAUUUCGUGAAAUAUGGGCCGUUCAUUAAGCACAUGAAAACAGUGCACAAGUCCACUCAGAAGAUGCAUUACCGGGCCAUCGUGAAGGCGGAGCCCUGCGUGGUGUGUGGCGAAGACUUCCCCAAUCUGCACAACCACUACCGGGCGCAUCUGCAGAACCAAUGCCAGAACUGUAAGAAGUACUUCACCUCUUCCAAACUGUUUUCGCGUCACCAGUGUGACGUGGAAGACGCCGAUCCUUCUAAAGUGUUCACGUGCGAUGAGAAUCUCCUAGUCCUUAUAAACACGUACAUUCCCAAAGACGAAAAAGAUGACGAGAAAUACUACGGCCACGACGACCCGAACGAAGAAGAAGACGAACAAGAGGAAACUAGAGAUUAUAUAAAUUCGAGUGAUAUAAAGACGAUUGUCGAGAGCCAAGACGAGGAGAGUCAAGAGGCGCCUGCGGUGGCGCCCGAUCCGGACGAAAGGAGUCUCCACUUGAUGGCGCAGUCGCCGAUCAUAUCGGAUGUCCUCUCGCUCUAUCAGAACCAACAGGACGACGACGUCGUCCAUCUCACUGAUGACGACUCCAUGGACAUCGAUGUCAGUAUUCCUGUUAUAACUAUUGAUUAAAAGAAUAGAAAAAUAUUGAGUUGGGCUCAAAUAGAAAGGUAACGUAUACAGUGUCUAUAAUAAAUACUAAACUAUUUAAAGUAUGACAUUAAAAUCACGUGACACAAGUUGAUCGUAAAUUAGAACAAGCACCACAAUUAUUUAGUUCAUCAAAAACAAAACAAUAGUUUAAUUGCGGCAAUUAAUAGUACUUCAAUAGUUGACACUUCUGUAUGUGGAGGCUAGUACAUAAGGUUUUAGAGCAACAUCUUGAUAACAAAUAUCGCUUUGUUGAGAUUGCCCACACACAUAAAGGUUUCAACUAUGUCUCAGUGAACUCAUACCUUAAAGCAUUUUCUACGAAAAUUUUGCUAAAUCACUAUUUAGAAAAUCUAAACAAGUUUAAGAUGAUAAGUGGUACCUAGUUAAUAUUUCCUACAUCCUAGAAUUGUAUUGAUCUUACCAAUUUUUAGUAUAUGUGGCCGUCCAAAUCAAAAGUGACCUUACGGCGCCCGGCACUUACGCCUUUAUUGCCGUUGUUUGUUUUUUUAUUCGAACAAAGGCAAUAAAUAAAUAAUAAAUAAAAGUGCCAGCUGCCAUAAGGUCCUUUUUGAUUUGAACAACCACAUAUUGUGGUGUUUAGUAAUUACUGAUGUGAAGUUACUAAUAUUUGCCCUAGAUGUAAGAAUACCUAAAAGGUACUGGAAUUUUACAGGAUAAAAUUUGUAACGGCAUUUAUUUUAUUGGAAUAUUUUUGAUGAAAAAUAUUGUAUUGAAAUCGACAAAAUUAUGAUAAGUGUGUAUGAAUGUUUAUGGACCAUUCUAUGUGAAAUGUUUUUGUGGCCACAUUGUUAUAAUUUAUUUUUUUGAUACAAAAAUAAAUGAAGAAAUAUCUUACGAUUUGGUUACUAGAAAUUACCAUUACUAUGACGUAAUAAUUAUUUGGGGAGCAGUAGGACAAUUUCUAUUGUAAACAAGGUAUAUUUAAUAUCGCCCAAUUAUUUUAUAAAACAUACUAUAUGGAGCUGUACAUAUUUAGACACUACCGGCUAUAAAGCUGCCAUGUAUAUAUUUUAAGGCCAUUUAUAUGUUAAGUGUAAAAUGAAGCAUGUUUUCGUAUUCAGAAUUUAUAUAAAAUUAUCAUCGUGUUUUUUUUUUCAUUAAGUGAUUCUUUCAAGUGGCCAGUGAUAUAUAUUUUUAGUUUCUUUUUUUGUUGAUUAAUGUAAGCGAAAACAUUCGAGUAUUUCUAAGGAUCUGGAAUACUAGUCGAUAAGCUAGUGAUUGGCGUUGAUUUUGUUCAUAAAUAGAGGUGAGUAAUUAUUCAAAUGUUUUUUUCAAUGUUUCUUCAUUUUUGGUUUUAAGAAUAUCACCUAGCAUAAAUACAUUUGUAUAAAUACAAUACUACGAUGUGAAUCGCGUACUAGUUUUUAUUAGUAAAGUUGAAGAUUAGCUUAGUACUUAUCAUUUGAUUUAUUUACUCACCUGCUCAUCGCAAAUCGUGUAAGAAAUUAUGAUAUUGAUAGUUUACGUAAGUAGCAAACAAUUUAUUAUUUAAUGAAACGUUAGUGCGUAUGGAUAGAUAUCUUUAAUAUUCUGAUUCGUAGGUAUUUUUAAUAAUAAUAAAUUAUAACUUCAGAAAUUCAAUUCAUCGUCUAAAAAUGCCCAGGAAAAAAUAGAAUUAAUAUUUUGGCAUGUAAGGGAAGAAAAUCGCAUUUUUUAAACGUUGUAAAUAGUAUAUGAUUGUAUUACCAUUCCGAUAAGUGUGUUUGAAAGCGCUAUAACAGCUAUUAUAAAGGUCAGUUCGAAACAAUGCAAGGCCGCCAUAUAUGAAAACUAUAAUUUGGAUAUAAAUGUCGAUCCUUGUCCCUUCUGUUAAUAUUUGCUCGUGAAGUUUAUUCUUAUUGCACAUAGGCCGUAAUGCUAGUUUGCAAUUCGAUAUCAACUAUACUUUUCGCAGUUGGACGCAGUGAACCAAUCACAUUGCGGUGUGGUUGUCGUCGCGUCAAGGCCAUACUGUGAUUGGUUCUGUGCGUUUUAUUGCGAAGUUUCGACAAACUAUGUAGAAUUGCGAUUUCUCGUACAGUCGACCGGUAGGUAAUUGACUGUACUAUGCGUUCAGAUUUAUUAUUUUCAUUGUAUUUAUAGUUAAUUUACCAAAGUAGGCAAUUGCAGCAAUGUUUUAACCUGAAUACGUGUAAUAUGUUUGGUUAAUUUUGAGUUAUUCUACCUUUUUAUUGUCCAUUAUGAUUUGCUUAUUAUAUGUAAUGUUGCUACAUUUUUAUUUUGACAUUCUUUGUCUUGGGACUAAUUUUAUUUUCUAAUUAAUGUCGUUGUUGAAAAUAGAAAAUAAAAAGAUAAUUAUAAGCA
Molecule: messenger RNA, 7451 nt
Organism: Plodia interpunctella (Indianmeal moth)
Lineage: Eukaryota; Metazoa; Arthropoda; Insecta; Lepidoptera; Pyralidae
Product: zinc finger protein Xfin-like
Exons: 7
Coding region: 186-5105 (1639 amino acids)
Cellular component (GO): nucleus
Molecular function (GO): zinc ion binding
Source: RefSeq, a predicted model, not a curated record